Messenger RNA from Tarenaya hassleriana, 5760 nucleotides. RefSeq lists its product as uncharacterized. NCBI's taxonomy places the organism in Eukaryota, Viridiplantae, Streptophyta, Magnoliopsida, Brassicales, Cleomaceae. Gene Ontology annotation, molecular function: catalytic activity. The transcript has 3 exons. The record is from RefSeq and is a predicted model, not a curated record. The coding region runs from base 1 to 5760 and encodes 1919 amino acids.
AUGGCGAAGAAGAGGAACCACAAGCCCACAGCCCCUUCCCCCAAACACUCACCACCCCCACAAAUCGACCACGACGCCCCUCCGUCCCCCUCAACCACAACCAAAAUCCAGCCAAAUCUGGCUGUGGCUUCUCCGAAUAAGGAAAAUUCUGAGCAGAUCCACCCUCACCCCUCUUCGGCUGAUGCAGCGGCGGUUGUCUCUGUCUCUCUCCCGAAUGUUGCAGCGGAGAUUGCCUCCGAUGCUUCUCCCUUCCACGCCGACGACUUUCCUCCGCUCCCAGGUACUUCCUCUAGCUCCGGUGAACGGAAAUCUGCUGCUAGAUUAGCUCCUGCCCCGCCAUCAGUAGCAGUUGCUAGGCCUAGCGCACAAUCCAAGUCGGCACCUAAGUCUUGCUCUGCUGGGCCAUCCUCUGUUGAUACACAGUCUACUCCUAGCCUUAACUUUCCCUGGGCCAAUCGGCUUCGAAAAUCCUCACGGAACCUCUCGCGACUUGUCACACCUACUUACACAGAAAAUGGUACCCCUAGAAUCAAGGUGCCCAGCUCAGUCUUCCGUGAAGCCUCCAAAGCUUGGACGGGAUAUUUGGUUGGCCAGUUCUACGGUAUCUCGCCCAACCCAUCGAAAAUUUUCCAAGCCCUCAAUCCGAUAUGGGGUAGGAAAUCUCGUAUUACUGUUCGCCGCAUCAGCGACUCCGCCUGCUUAUUCUUCAUCCCGGAUCUCGCAACUAGAGAAUGGGCGCUUGAGGUCGGCCUUUGGCGGGUUGCGGAUGUCAUGUUCGCCCUCACUGAAUGGAAUCCGACAUCAACUUUGCGUAAACCAACCCUUAAGUCAGCUCCAGUAUGGGUCACGCUGCGAAAUAUCCCACCUGAGAUGUUUUCUCUGCAAGGUAUCAGCUACAUUGCGAGUGGCCUUGGGGAACCUCUCCACACCGAAAGAAUGCGACUAGAUCCAAUGACCAUCGGUGAAGCAAAGGUCAAAGUUGAGAUUCAGCUUGGGGCUCCUCUCCCGGCAAAGGUAGAGGUUGAAGAUGAUGUCGGUGAGGUCAGUACGAUAGAGGUUAUUUAUGCAUGGAUCCCUCCUCGUUGUGAUGGCUGCAAAGAAUUUGGUCACAAACUUCACGCAUGUCCUUUCAAGUCUGCUCCAUCAGCCAUUUCGGAGCAAGCAGAGGACACUCAUCAGGCUCCGUCUGCCUCGGCAGCACUAGGUCAUCAGACCACCGAUCCAAAAUUUGUUGGACAGGGGGCUUCCACCACACCAGCCUCACAACCCACACCCACCAAGCCGUCACCUGAAAACCCUUCUCCGCCUCCCCCUAUUCCCUCACAAAAUCAAACCCCGCCCUCCAAUCUUACACCACCGCCCACACAAAAACCACCCACGCCAAAUCAGCCUGAUCUACCACAUGAACCUCUUAGUACUGCAGAUGCUAGGCCAACACAGAAGGCCAGAUUCUCUUUUGACUCGGAGGAUCUCUUAGUUGCAGAAGCUCAGAGGAUCCUGCGAUCCAGAUCAACCGUCAUCAACCUUUCCCAACAGCCUUCUAUGAAGAUAUUUUGUUGGAAUGUGCGUGGCCUAAAUGGCACUUGUAAGCAGCGGAAUGUUAAGAACUGGAUUGAAUCACACAGACCUCUCAUUGGUGGGAUUGUGGAAACCCGGAUACGAGAGGAGUUAGAAGCCCGUCGAGUUGCGCAAUCGUUAUUCCCGGGCUGGUCGAUCAUCAGUAACUACUCUUCUGCUAUUUUGGGAAGAAUUUUGAUAGCAUGGGAUCCGGCAUUGUCCGUUGUGGUGUAUUCCUCAACAGCCCAAAUAAUAACUUGUGGAGUUUACGAACUUUCCUCUGGCAGAUAUGUCACCAUCUCUUUUGUCUACGGUAGAAACACGUCGAUCGAGCGAAGAGAACUUUGGGAUGAAAUUUCGCAGAUUGCGUGCAACAGUUUGGUUGAGCACAACCCUUGGCUUUUGUUGGGGGAUUUCAACCAAAUUCUCCAGCCGGCUGAUCACUUCUCGGAUAAGUACCCCUUCAAUCCUCACUCUGGUAUGUAUGACUUCCAAAACUGUCUUGGCACUAGUGGUCUCUUUGAUCUUAAUGGAAGGGGGGAACACUUCACUUGGUCCAACAACAACUCUGACAGCCUUAUCUUGCGGAAGCUCGAUAGAGCUAUCGUAAAUGAAAAGUGGUUGCUCAGUUUUCCGGACUCAUUUGCCCUAUACGAACCUCCGGCGCCCUCCGAUCAUUGCCCAUGCAUUGUCUCUAUCCCCCCAAACUCUCAGCUUAUGCGCAGAUCUAGCUUCAAGUUUCUCCAUUGCCUGAUGCAACAUCCAGACUUCACCUCUAUCGUCCGUAGGGAAUGGCCUAACGGUGAUACACAAGGCUCAUGUAUGUUCCGCCUUGUCACCAAGCUCAAGUACCUAAAAGGACAUCUGCGAGCGCUAAAACGCUCAUCUUACAACAACCUUCAACAGCGCACUGAGGAGGCACUGGACAACCUGAAAGCGGCGCAAGCCGCCCUUUUUCUCAACCCCUCUCACGAGGCUGUGCAUUUGGAGGCUGACCUCCGUGCAUCUUGGUCAUCCUUGGCAUCAGCGGAAGAAUCCUUCCUCCGCCAAAAAUCUCGUAUUCGUUGGCUCAAGGAGGGAGACCAAAAUACGAGAUUUUUUCAUCGGGUUUCGGUGGCAAGGCAAGCUUCUAACGCUAUUCGCUUUCUUGUGACUGAUGCAGGAACAAAAGUCUAUGAUGUUCCCACUAUGAAACAAAUGGCGGUUGAUCAUUUUAAGCAAAUCCUGGGGAGCUGCGAUGAGUCCUUAGUUGGCUGGUCUAUCCAACAAGCUAAGGAGAUUCUUGACUACCGUUGCCCGGAACUUAUGGGGUGCCUCCUAACAGCGAUCCCAUCGGAUGAAGACAUCAAGGCGGAGGUCUUCAACCUACCCAAAAGCAAAGCUCCGGGGCCUGAUGAAUAUUCAGCGGAGUUUUUCACCUCUUGUUGGGAGACCAUUGGUGCGGACCUUAUAGCUGCCAUUCAAGAAUUCUUUUGCUCGGGGAAGUUACUACGGCAGUGGAAUGCCACCCUGAUUACCCUAAUCCCGAAGUCUAGGAAAGCGGAUCAGCUGAAAGAUUUUCGGCCAAUUGCUUGCUGCAAUACCAUCUACAAGAUUAUUUCACGCAUCCUAUCAAGGAGGCUAAAGCUGCUCAUGGACCAAGCUAUUACGCCGAAUCAAUCGGCGUUCAUUCCGGGAAGAUCAAUCACGGAGAACAUUCUCUUAGCGACAGAACUGAUCUCCGAUUUCAGCCGGAGAGGAAGGCCAAAAAUGGGUAUUAUCAAAGCCGACAUAAGCAAGGCGUUUGACACUGUCCAGUGGGACUUUGUCUUGACAAUCCUACAAGCAAUGGAAAUCCCUCCAAGGUUUAUCUCAUGGAUUGGGGAAUGUAUCUCAACAGCUAUGUACUCUAUCUCUUUCAAUGGCGAGAUCACGGGCUUUUUCCAGGGGAAGAGGGGACUCCGUCAAGGAGACCCUCUCUCUCCCUAUCUCUUCGUACUCGUCAUGAAUGUGCUCUCAAAGUUUCUGGACACGGCGGCCACGGAGGGUAGACUUACCUUACCACCGCACUGUCGUACUCCACUGAUCUCUCAUUUAUGCUUUGCAGAUGAUGUUCUUGUUUUCUCGGAUAGCUCGAGCAGGUCACUAUCGACCAUUCUGCGAACGUUCGACGAGUUCUAUCGCCUAUCGGGCCUAAAGCUCAACAAGGUGAAGACAUGCCUCUUCCUUGACGGGGAUGAGUGUCACACCAAAGCUGACAUUGCUGAGAGCCUUGGUAUCUCCCUAUCUUCCUUGCCAGUUCGUUACUUGGGACUACCCUUAACUGCAACCAAACUCGGUGAGGCCGACUGCUCUCGGCUUAAGGAAGCAAUCAAAAGUCGCCUCUCUUCUUGGACUGUUCGUCAUCUCUCCUUUGCUGGUCGCCUACAAUUGAUCAAAUCUGUAAUUUACAGUGUCAUUACCUAUUGGGCCUCUGCUUUUAUUAUCCCUGGCAGAUGUGCCAAAGACAUUGAGCGUAUGUGCUCUGCCUUUCUUUGGAAAGGAGUUAUUGGGUCUGCGCGGGGAGCUAAGGUUUCAUGGUCCAGUAUAUGCCUUCCUAAGAAGCAUGGCGGGUUGGGGCUCAAAAAGAUAACCGACUGGAACCGGAUUUUAUGCCUGAAGAUGAUCUGGAAUCUCUUUGCUAAGGCUGGCUCACUUUGGGUGGCAUGGACUCAAGCUCAUCGCAUCAAAGGCCGACCUUUCUGGACUCUCAGGAGAAACGGCAAGGGGAGCUGGGCCUGGAGACGCUUGCUGAAGAUCAGACCGCUGGCGUAUCCGUUUCUGCGAUGUCAGGUCGGUAAUGGACGGAGCUGCAGCUUCUGGUUCGACUCAUGGCUCCCAUCCGGCCCGCUGAUCAAUGUUCUUUGUGAACUCGGUCCCCGGCAGCUGGGUAUACCAAGGAAUGCAACUGUAAAUCGAGCAGUUGACGGAGAAGGAUGGCUUCUUCCUCCUGCAAGGAGCCCGCAAGCUGUACAGAUCCAUUGCGAGCUACUGAACCACCCGGUGCCGCAUCCGGAUAACAAUGACGACGUCUUUUAUUGGGCAGACAAGCAUUGCUCCGACCGGCUUCCCAUUUUCUCCACUAGUAAGGCUUGGAAACUACAUCAGAUUUUACCGCCCCCUGUAACAUGGCAUAAAUCGGUAUGGUUUCCGAGAUCUAUACCUAAGCAUUCUUUCAUUGUUUGGUUGGCUGCAAAGAACCGUCUCCCUACUAAGGAUAGAUUACUUAGCUGGGGCUUGGAUGUUGCGGAUACUUGUGUUCUAUGUGAUAGCUCGGUGGAAUCAGUAGACCACCUGUUUUUUUGCUGCCAGUACACUCAUGUUGUUUGGUCUGCCAUCCUUGCACCGGCAGUCAUUCAACCCCCUUCCUUGAUGACUUUCGAAGACCAGUUGCAAUGGCUGUCUAGCUGGCCAGGUACCGGGCUUCUGAAACUCAUGGUUUCGCUCCUCUUUCAGAGACAAACUACGUUUAGUGUGGUUUCAAAGAGAGGACCAUAUGAAGCGGCCGAUAGAAAAGACAAUCUUUGUGUAGCCCUAGCCGCCGCUAAUCGUCUUUCCCCAAACCACCAGCCAGCCCACUGCUGGUUGGCUCCGCCGGUCAUACAGGAACCUUUUCCUGUCAUGGCAAGAAAUCGUCAGUCAAAACCUUCUUCACCCUCCCCACCGGAGAAAACCCCGGUGGGUACCCCCUCCGCAAAUCCAUCACCCCCUUUGGAGAUUCCUCCGUCGCUUCCACGGGAGGAACCCCAACCACCUUCGUCUUUCCUUCCCUCUGAUUUCCCCCCUCUCCCCACUGCCUCGGCUCGAGCUUCACCCCUGAUUGAAACCUCCUCGCCGAAGCCUCCUCCGCCUAAUGCAGCACAAGCUCCUCCGCCAGCUUCCCCUUCUGCUAGCUGUCAGGACUUGCAAUUCCCUUGGGCUCAACGUCUUCGCCAGUCCUCACGGAAUCUCUCACGUAUGGGCAAGCCAUCCAUCUCACCUGAAGGCAUUCCCCGAAUCAGAGUUCCAAGCUCUGUCUUUCAGGAGGCAUCGAAGGCUUGGGCCAGCUAUCUUGUGGGUCAAUUCUACGGUGUUGUUCCUAACUCGUCGAUCUGGGCAGGAAAUCUCGUGUCACCGUCCGGCGCACCAGUGACUCGGCGUGUCUCUUCUUCAUUCCUGAUCUUGCUACUCGGGAAUGGGCCCUAG